Molecule: messenger RNA, 2766 nt
Organism: Spodoptera exigua (beet armyworm)
Lineage: Eukaryota; Metazoa; Arthropoda; Insecta; Lepidoptera; Noctuidae
Source: the annotation of a GenBank genome assembly
AUGGAAGAGUCCUCAUUCACGAUCCCGGCCGACGACAAUGGUGAUACUGAGCUCGACCCUAGAAUACAGGUCCCUGUAACUGCAAAGAUGAGUGUCAACUUUGUCGAUUAUUUCGCCAACGAGCACAAUGGAUACGAUAUCUUAUAUCAAAACAUGAAAUACGGACUCAUUGCCAGCAAAGAGCUCUCAGAGUACCUUAGGGAAAGGUCGAAUAUAGAAGAGACCAAUUCGAAAUCUUUAGCUAAACUAGCGAAACAAGCGAAUAGUAAUUGCGCGCAAGGUACGUUCGCUCCAUUUUGGGGCGUAUUAAAAUGUUCCGCCGAGAAACUGUCGAACCUACACCAGCACAUGUUCCAAAAACUGAGUGAACUGGUCAAAGAUGUUGCCAGAUAUGCUGAAGAGCUUCAUAAGAAGCACAAAGCUGUUAAAGACUCAGAGUCCAACACACUAGAGGUGGUGCUACUCAUACAGAAUACCAAACAAGCUUUACAGAAAGCCAAGGAUGUAUACACCAGUAAGUCAGCAGAGCUGGAGAAGCUGAGAAAAGAUAAUGCAUCUGCUAAAGAUAUUGAGAAGGCUGAGGUUAAGAUUAAGAAGCUACAUGAAGACUACAAGCAAUUAGCUGAAAAGUACAACCUGGUGAAACAAGACUUUGAAAAGAAAAUGACCCAAACAUGUAAACAUUUUCAAGAUGUUGAAGAAGCACAUCUCAAACAAAUGAAACAAUUUGUGAACUCAUAUGCGGAUAUAAUUCAGAACAAUCAUGACAUGAUGGGUCAAGUGCAUCGAGAUUUCAAGCAUCAAUGCAUGGAGUUAACUGCUGAAAAACUGCUUGAGCAGUUCCUUAUUGAAAAAUAUAAUGCAAUAGAGAAGGCAGUUUUAGUUGAACUACCUCUUUCAUUACCUAAGCCUGGAUCAGCAAACAACUCAAUAUCUGAGGCUGACCAGAUAUCAACUGUCUCAAAUGGGUCACACAAACCUGCACAACCAGCUAAGGCACCAAAGAAGGAGCCAUCAUUUGCAAGUAAAACUUCAAGGAGAACUACCUCACUGUUGAAUUUGUUUACCCCAAAUUUCCAAAGCAAGGAGGAGCCCAGUGGAAGUAUCGAGGGUGCGGCACCAUGUUCUGCUCCAUCCAGCCCAAGUGGUACACCAGCCACGCCAGUGGCACCCGAUAAAGAUGACAACAUGGGCAGAACUACACUCAGAGAAUCUAAAUGGUUCUUGCGUAGUAGAAGAACUAAGCCUAAACUGAAAAAAGCAAAAAAGAAGAAGGAUGAAAUUUCAGAAAACUCAAAUACUGGUGAAAAGUCUGAUUUAGAAGAGAAAGAGGAAGAAGUACCUACAAAAGAAGAUUUCAUAAAUUCCCCAGAAGUUGAUGAAGAAGGAUACUGUAUUAGACCCAAAGAUGAAAAAGGUAGUGUGUACUCCUCUACAGAUUCAGAUUCAGAAGAGGAGCGGGAACAGAAGAUACAUGUAGAAAUAAAACCCAUAAGUAAUGGUUGCAAUCCAAUAUCAGCAAGUGUAGAUGAGCUCAGAGCUACAGUUGAAAAUAUAUCUCUGUACAAAAUUGGCACAAACAGGCGCGGGUCUAAUGCGAACACUAGCAAAGCAAGCAGUGAUUUAUUAGACUUGAACUUCUUUCAAAGUCCGACAGUAAGCAACCCUGCGUCGCCACACGGCAAUGUUUCUAAUCCCUAUGCCCCUCUACAAGGCAAUCAGUCACACCUACUUGAAAGCCCUACUCCCGUUUCUAAUGCUGAAGUCGGCGAUCUCUUUUCGGAAGUAGGAGAAAUGGGCCAAACGAACAUCCGAACUUCUACUCCUACUAUGUCAUCCAUCUCGCUCCCUCGUCCGCCUUCGAGACGCUCCGAAGGUGACUUCCGUACCGCCGGCUCCUCGGGGUCGCGCGGUCCUUCGCCGCUUACUAUCGGUAUGGCGGAUACUAUACCAUUGGCUGUCGCUUUCCAUGAGAUUAUUCAUUCCUAUUUCCGUGGUACGGAAGAAUCAAAGUGCCAAGUUAAAAUGUCAGGAGAUAUGAUGCUCUCGUUUCCCACCGGCAUCGUUGGCGUAUUGGCUAACAAUCCGAACCCAGCUAAAUUGUGUUUCAGACUGAAAAACAUUCAUAGAUUAGACAAUGUGCUACCCAACAAACAAUUGAUUAGUAUUAACACGAUGAUGUCGACUCGUGACAACACUGUGGUCGAGUUUAACAUGCCCGCUUUAACCUCAUUACUGAAACGGCAGUCUGAAAAGAAUCCUACAGCGCAGUACUUCAACGUAGAUAUACUUAAAUAUCAAGUGCGACCCAAAGCCGGUGCCGCGUCAUGUCCUCUCCAAAUGGUGUCUUAUUGGAAAUGUGAACAAGAUCAUACAGACUUAAAAGUCGAUUAUAAAUAUAAUUUGCAUGCAAUGAGUCCACCAUCUCCACUGCUGAACGUAUCAGUGUGCGUGCCUAUGAAUGGGGGAGUAAAGAACGUGAUUGCGAUGCCGAAAACGGCUUGGAGCGGAGAAAACGAACAAGCGAUGUGGCGCUUCACUGAGCUAUCGCAGCACUCGGAGGACAGGGGCGUAGGCUCGCUAAAGGCGCGCUUCGAGUUGGGCAAAGGUCCGUCUAGCAAAGCAACGAUUUCGGCGCAAUUCAAUUGCGAGGGCGCGACCCUCUCCGGCAUUGAGUUCGAAUUAAUAGGCAGCGGCUACCGACUGUCCCUCGUAAAGCGACGUUUCGUCUCUGGCAAAUACAUUUGUGAUAGUGAUUUGAACUGA